GAUUUUAAAUGCCAUUGUUUUACUGUUAAUUUCUAGUGUCAAAUCACAAGAUGAAUGAUUUGUUGGUCCAUCUCUGAAUUGCUGCAAAAUGACUUACCAAAGUAGCGUGUUCAGUUCUAAAGUAAUCUAUGUAGUAGAUUCAAACCCUUCUAACGUGUUGGUCCAAGGCACACCCUGCGCUGACCGUGACAGUUUGAUGAUCGUGCCAAGCUCUUCCAUUAAAUUCGGUGAUGAUAUCAAGCCAAGUCAGGCGGGAGCUCCCACGCCCUCUCCCCACAGGACGAUGAACGACGCAUCUCAGCACUCGUAUGAUAAGAAAAAAAAUACCAAAUAUAAGUGUUUCAACGAAGAGACGCUGCCAAGUUCUGCUCUAAGAGUCCAGAAUCCUGAUGUUGUUAUAUCGGAUUAUGGCGACGAAGGGGCUAAAGAAUCAACUCGUCCUCACAAUCUCCCUGAUGCCAGUAUGGAUCAGGUCAACCCUACGGCAGAAAUAUUUUCCAUUGAUGGAUGCGGCUCAGGGUUGUUUAUAACGGAUGCGUCAUUGACGGGUGACGUGAGGUCCGAGGACGGAGGUCUGGUGGACGAAAAGCAAAGGAUUCUGGAGGAAUGUAAAAAUGAAUCAUCGAGCUAUCCUGUAGUAGAGCUAAGCAUCACACGUGACGGCGCCCUGUGGUCAUGUCCGUAUUGCGGUGGAGAGAUUGGGUCGAGCCACGACGAGGCAAAGGCUCACUUGUUACGGUGCGGGAGCUCAGACGUCAGAGGCCUGACAUGUGAGAUCUCAAGAGGAGUGUCGCCUACUGCCGCUGAUGCAAGCAAUCAAGUCAGGGAUGUUUCAAUGGUCGCAAAUUACGAUUAUGGAGAACAUGAUGCUGCUGCAGAUCCCGCGUAUGGGAGCAUGUCCUCGGGAGAACAAUACGGCGAUGGCGAUAAUGUGUGGAAAUGUCCGGUGUGCGGCGAAGAAGUCUUCUCUCUUGCUGAUCAUUUAUCUGUGCAUGGAAAAAAUGAACUCAUCGGCGUCAUCAUGAGAACAGCGGUGCCUUACUAUCGUUGCGUGGCCUCCGAAGACGACGGCGACGUUCAUAUCAUCGGCGACUUCUGUGGCCCUGGUGAGACUGGAGUCGUGGCCGCCGCUGAAGUGGAGGCAUUACAGAACGGAAUACAAGAAUCCAGUAUGACUGAUCACAAUGACGUUGACGAAGACAACAAAUUCUUGCCCAAUCAAGAUAGAAAUUGGCAACGAUGUUCUAAGAAAACCUAUUUCACUAAGAAAUCUACUGGCCAAAAAGGCCAUCGCGGAAGGAGAAAGGACAAUCCCAAGAACGAAGAAAGUUCCAGGAAGCCGUUGCGGCAAUGGUCGAGUCGUGCUCCUCAUCCUUGUGAAAUUUGUGGUAAGGUAUUAAGCAGCCGCGGCAACGCAGCCAAACACUUGUUGCUGCACAGCAGUUCUAAGCCCUGGAACUGUUCAGCUUGUGAGUUAGGCUUCAACUCACAACGGGACUGGCACUACCAUCAGCUACAGAACCACUCGAAGCACCGACCGCACACAUGUCCUGUCUGCUCCAAAUCUUUUGCGGUGCUCGCUAACCUCAAGGAACACAUGAUCUUCCAUGGACAGAAGACCAAAUCCUGCGACAUUUGCGGCAAGAUGUUUUGGACAGCGAAGUGCGUCACGCGACACAAGAAGCGGCAUUACGCUGAUAAGAAGUAUGUCUGCUCACUCUGCCCUAAAGCUUUUGCGAUAAAAUGGGAUUAUUCAUUACAUCUGAAGAAAGUUCAUGAGCCAACGGUAGGUAUUAGCUGAUUAUAUAUAAUUUAAAUGUUAAUAUUUGUAAUGCCCUUUCCUAGUAAUUGUUGCGAACACGCUUCCAAACACUAGCGAAAUUUCCUAUUGCUGUUAACACCAGGUCGUGCCAGGUAGAGUUUAACCUUAUUCUCAAUGAUUAUCUAUAGCAAUAACCUGGUUAACGCUCAAGGCUACUUUGUGUUAAAUGCUCGUUUUGUAUGAAGGGUUCAUAAUUUGUAAUUUUACAUGAUUUAUGUCUUCAAAUAAUAUUUUUCGAACAUCUUUUUCGUUUUUUCAUCAAAGGGAACAACAAGCGGGCGUUUUUGAGAGGCUAAAUUUGUUGUUUGAACUUUUUAACUCAAAACGAUAAAUUAAGUUUAGUUUGCAUGUUGAAUAGCAAAACUUAUUACCAUUCAAAUAAAGUGAAGUGUCGUACUAUGUCAGCGUUUGUUGAAAAUAAAAUCCACUUAUUAUU
Molecule: messenger RNA, 2258 nt
Organism: Hyalella azteca
Lineage: Eukaryota; Metazoa; Arthropoda; Malacostraca; Amphipoda; Hyalellidae
Product: zinc finger protein 91-like
Exons: 2
Coding region: 89-1801 (570 amino acids)
Cellular component (GO): nucleus
Source: RefSeq, a predicted model, not a curated record